Molecule: messenger RNA, 781 nt
Organism: Cyclopterus lumpus (lumpfish)
Lineage: Eukaryota; Metazoa; Chordata; Actinopteri; Perciformes; Cyclopteridae
Product: Golgi apparatus membrane protein TVP23 homolog A-like
Exons: 7
Coding region: 61-687 (208 amino acids)
Biological process (GO): protein secretion; vesicle-mediated transport
Cellular component (GO): Golgi membrane
Source: RefSeq, a predicted model, not a curated record
GUAAUACAGCUACGCUCCCCCCCCAAAUGGUACUUCGCUUUGCUUUACACAUCUACGACGAUGACACCAAUGGGCAUCACCACGACGAUGGCGGAUGACACGGAGGAUGUUGAGCUGGACUUUGCUGCUGACGAGCAGGAGAGGGCGCGGAGAAGCGCAGUCAUAAGACACCCCCUCGCCUCCUUUUUCCACCUGUUCUUCCGGGUGGUUGCCAUUGUCGCCUAUUUGCUCUGUGACUGGAUCAGCGAGAACUUUGCAUCAUGUUUUGUCGUGAUCAUCACUCUGCUCUCUUUUGACUUCUGGUCUGUCAAGAAUGUGACUGGCCGGCUGCUGGUCGGCCUGCGUUGGUGGAAUCAGAUCGACGAGGAUGGAAAGAGCCUCUGGGUGUUCGAGGCCAAAAAAGCCUCCCUGGGCAAUAACAUUGGGACAGAGGCAGAGGCGAGAAUAUUUUGGCUGGGUCUCAUCAUCUGUCCACUCAUAUGGACAUUCUUCUUCUUCACCUCCCUCUUCUCCCUGAAGAUUAAAUGGCUGUCACUUGUGGUUGCUAGUAUUUCCCUCCAAGUGGCUAAUCUCUAUGGUUACCUACGCUGCAAGGCGGUGGGAGAGGACGGCCAGCCUGCAGACAUCCGCUCUUUCUCGGGACAGCACCUCCUGCAGCGCCCAGACAUCAUCUUUGGAAUACUAUGAAGAUUGCCUCCUGCUUUACAGCCGCUCUCCUGUGUUUGUGUGUGUGUGUGAGAGAGAGAGAGAGAGGGAGAGAGAGCUGCCUCAUCUCCAAGGU